UUGUUAACAGACCGGGGCCAAAUUUGCGUGGUGACAUUUAAACAAUCCAUUAGACCACGCAGCAGGUUUGAGCAGCCUUCUGGUUGAUUUUAUAAGACCGGUUUGACAGGGUAGUAAAAGAAAGAGAGAAACCCGAGAAAGUAGCGUCAGCAAUCACGUUUCAACACAUUUUGGGCUCAAGUGUGUGUGUGUGUGUGUGCGUGCGUGCGUGCGUGUGUAACUGAGACAUAUGUCCAAAAAUAAUUUCACAUUUCAGAUGCGGAAGUGGCUGUGUAUGUUCCUGUCAAAUUGACAGUAACUGACAGACCAUAAUCUUUCUUUUCCUAAACAGCAUGCACUAAUGCAAAAACACAUUCAGAAAACUUAGAGAUUCAAAUAAAGUUUGCAUGUAUUUAAUCAACAAUAUGCUGUUCAAUAUUUCCAUUUAUUCAAAAGUAAUUAACUAUAAAUUACUAUUGUUAACAGAAUAUUCUGUGCUUUUAGAAGCAUAUCUCUAAAAGAGAAAGUUGCAUUUACAGAGAAUAUCCAUUUGAGAUCCAUGUGACUAAAAGUGACUUAAAAAGGCAGUGGCCAUUUCUUCUUCAAGUUAAUAAUGCAGCAACGAUAAAAUGUGGAUGUAGAGAGGCUGAUUUUAUUUUUUUUUUCCAAAAAGCAACAACCAAAAAAAAUAAAAAAACAGACCAGAAUAUAAACACAUUUGGUAAAGAGUAUAAAAUAAUUAAUUUCUUUCCUUCUUUUGCUCUAUUAAAUAGUUUUGUGAACAUCUGUUCUCUCUUACACAUGCAAAUGAACUUUUCUCAGUUAUUUCUGAGAUGGAAAUCUCCAAACAUACUCCAGUGUGGGAUACUAACAGAUCAGAUGCUCCACAGAUUAAAGAUGAACAUGAGGAAAUAUGCAUCAGUCAGGAAAUACCCCAACCAGCACAUCAGCAGGAUGCUGGUGCUUCUCAUCCGACUCCAAUUUGUGAUCCACAUGUCUCCAGUAAUCAGCCUCGGCCGUUGGACCCUGACCAAUCACAGAGUGUGGCGAAUGAUGAUCCUCCAUCCAACACGUCAAACGAAAAUAUAGAAUCUGGAGCUGAGAGGACGAGUUCUCCAGCAUUGCCAGGAAACAGUGACCACGAGCUCACCUCUCAAAACUUAUUUGAAGCCGAGGACCAAGAUUACACAGCUUUUAAUGAUGGGAGUGUGACACCAACUGGACAUGUCGAUGCACUCCAAGAUGAGAGAAGCUUUGAGGAAAGUGCAACAUCAGCUACGAAUACUGAGCUGCCUUCAAGUACGCACUGUAGCGAUAACAAUACAGUUUUAACCAGCAGUACAGAUUUAUGGGAUGGGAUAGCAGCUUUAUCUUUAGGUCCUGAGCCAACACCAACUGGGGGAAGUCAAGAUGAAACAACACAGUCAACCUCAUGUACUGAGCCAACACCAAAUGAUAGAAAUCUAAAUGGGAGACCAACCUCAACUGGAAGUGAAGAACCAAUUUCAAACAGACAAAGUCAAGAUGAGGUACCAGCCUUAACGCAAAGUUUUGAGCUGAUUCCAACUGAGAGAAGCCAAGAUGAGAGACCAGAAGAAAAGAGAAAUGAUGAUAACCCAACUGGACGUGCUGAUAUAACAACAUUUGAGAAAAGUCAAGAUGGGGGACCAACCUCAGCUGGAAGUAUUGAGCCAACACCACAUAAGAAAAGCAAAGAUAAGAGUUUAACAUCAUCCAAGAGGACACAACUAACACCAGACCAGAAAAGUAAGAAAGACACAGCAAAGUCAACUAAAAGGAAACAUAAAGAUGGGAAGAUGACAUCAAAUGAAAGUUCUGAUCAAACAGCAAAAAGGAAGUCCAAAGAUGGCAAAACUUUAAGUAGAAGUGCUAAAACAAGCCCAAACAAGAAACGUAAUGAUGAGAGCACAAGAUCAAAUAGAGAUAAACCACAAAGCUCUGCAUCUCCUGAUGAUGAUGAUGCACCAGAAGGAAGUCCAGAACCGAUGCCAAAUGAAAACAUGUCAACCUCAAUUUCAAAAUCGCCACAAAAUAAGAGGCAGAGUGAUGAGAAAGCAAAUUCUACUGGAAACAUGGAGCCAACACAGAGCAAAACCAUUCGCAGUGAGAAACCAGCUAAACACUCAGAAGCAACACCAAGUAAACAACACAGAGAUGGGAAAAACCAGCCAAAAAGCUCCAAGCCAAAACAUAAACCUGGUGAUUGUAGCCCAACAUCAGCUAGAAGCAAGAAGGUUACAGCAAAUAAGACACCUGAUGAUGAAGAUCCAUCAUCAAGAAGGAAGGAGACAGCAUCUCUUAAGAGACAAAAAGAUGGGGGUGAAACAUCAAAGGAAAUUUCUGAACCAAUACAAAAGAAACUAAUGGAUGAGAAUAGCACAUCAGCCAGAACUACUGAUGCAGAAAAACAUGAUAAAGGUAUCAAUGAAAAUGCCGUGUCAAAUGAAACUGUUGAGCCACCACAGAGUAUGAGUGACACAUCAACUGAUGGCGAAGAGGAAGAAAAGAAAGAAAAUCCUUUUAAAUGUGACAAAUGUGGUAAAGUGAUGAGCAAUUUCAAAAACUACAAAUUUCAUAUAAAAUCCCACACCAUUGAGAAGAUCUUUAAAUGUGACACUUGUGGGAAAAUGUUCAGGGAGAGUUGGGAUUUAAACAAACAUUUAGUAAUCCAUUCCGCCGAGAAGCCUUACAAGUGCGACAUCUGCGGGAACGGAUUCAACCGUCGUUACAACCUCGACCUUCACGUUCGGGUUCACACCGGGGAAAAACCUUAUAAAUGCAGCGUCUGUGGCAAAUCCUUCAGCUCUUGCGUGAAUAUGAAGAAGCACACAAGGAUCCACACAGGUGAGAAGCCGUACACUUGCAGCAACUGCGGCAAAGAGUUUGCAGAUUCUUCCGCCUUCAAGAAUCACAUGCGAGUGCACACGGGGGAAAAGCCCUUCAAGUGUACCUACUGCAAGAAGAAAUUUGCCACCAGGACGACUUUAAAAAGGCACACCAGAACACACACAGGCGAGAAGCCGUAUAAAUGCAGCGUGUGUGAGAAGAAAUUUGGUCACAGGACAGACCUGAAAGGACACAUGAGGAUGCAUACAGGUGAGAAGCCUUACAAAUGCACCACUUGUGGGGAGCGCUUCUCCACCUGGACAAAGCUCAACAAACAUAAGCGUGUCCACUCAAGUGAUGCACAAAGCUCCACUGAUUCACACAUCAGCGUUUAGCACACUGAACUCACGAUGAAAGUAUCCUAAUGAUGCCGUUCAGCAGCUGCAGGAUUAAUGUGAAUUUUAUGUUUUAAAUGAACCAAAAUUGACUCAACUUAGGGUUUACUUUCCCACCUGCUGACAGCGAGAAGAUGACAAUCCAUUCUGGAAAUCUGGUUUCUUUUAAAGAUCUCUGCUUUUUGAAGGCACAUCAGGACCAACCCCAUGCAGAGUUAUUUAAUAUCAACAUAAAAACUCAUGAUUUGACCAUUUGCACAUUUAUUGCUAGUAUUCUACCAAGGAUGUGAGGAUGUGUUUGAUUAAGCAGUUUUUAUCUUUCUGUUUUUGUUUUGCUUUUCUGUUGUGGGCACUCUGCUCUUUUCUUACGGUGUCAGUCUUAAAAACAGCCUGAUGAUGGGCAGGUCUUAUGGUAAUUAGUCAUAAAGAUUUCUAUGUCUGGUAUUUGCUAAACAUCUGGAUUUUUACUGAACAACAUUGUCUACUGAUGCGUGGAAAGCUAAAUGCAUGAGCUUUCUUUUAUAUUUAAUAUAUUUAUUUAAAACAUCUAAAAACUGGGACUCUGAUUGGCCAGAUAUGCAUAGACCACCAAAUAAGUUAUCCAAAGUUUUGUGCCUUGGAAUUUUCAUGACAUUGAUUUGCUUUUAUUUAUAUAUUUUCAUUAUUAUGAUGAUGAUGAUGACAUGUCUUUACAGGGUAAAAACACCCAAAAAGUAAUUUUGGGUGAUUCGUUUGUGUUUUCCUUAAUUUUUUUUUUCUUUAUGUGAAAUGGCAUCAAUCGAUAAUGUCAUGCCUGUUUGAUACAAUUUAUAUAAAGCAUUUGCAUUUUCUGAGUUAUUUCUGUCCAGUUUGGCUUGAAAAUGUAUGCUUUUU
Melanotaenia boesemani (Boeseman's rainbowfish) is the source of this 4094-nucleotide messenger RNA. RefSeq names its product zinc finger protein 37-like. Gene Ontology annotation, molecular function: DNA-binding transcription factor activity, RNA polymerase II-specific; RNA polymerase II cis-regulatory region sequence-specific DNA binding. Lineage: Eukaryota; Metazoa; Chordata; Actinopteri; Atheriniformes; Melanotaeniidae. The transcript has 2 exons. Gene Ontology annotation, cellular component: nucleus. The record is from RefSeq and is a predicted model, not a curated record. Gene Ontology annotation, biological process: regulation of transcription by RNA polymerase II. The coding region runs from base 813 to 3221 and encodes 802 amino acids.